Messenger RNA from Protopterus annectens (West African lungfish), 789 nucleotides. RefSeq names its product hemoglobin subunit epsilon-M-like. Lineage: Eukaryota; Metazoa; Chordata; Ceratodontiformes; Protopteridae. Gene Ontology annotation, biological process: hydrogen peroxide catabolic process; oxygen transport. The transcript has 3 exons. The coding region runs from base 62 to 505 and encodes 147 amino acids. The record is from RefSeq and is a predicted model, not a curated record. Gene Ontology annotation, molecular function: oxygen binding; peroxidase activity; heme binding. Gene Ontology annotation, cellular component: blood microparticle; hemoglobin complex; haptoglobin-hemoglobin complex.
UGCAGUUUUGUACAGUUUCCAGCAAAGCCAUCUGUUAGCCACUGACCAGUAACUUGCAGCCAUGGUUGUUUGGAAACCCAAUGAGAGGCAAGCUGUCACUUCUGUCUGGGCAAAAAUUGAUGCUGAAGGUCAUGGCCAAGAGGCUUUGGAAAGGCUCUUGACUGUUUAUCCUUGGACACGCAGAUACUUCGAUAAGUUUGGCGACUUGUCUAGUAGUGAAGCCAUUCAUCAAAACCCCAACGUCAGAGCUCAUGGCAAGAAGGUUCUGUGUGCCAUAGGUGAAUGCAUAAACCACAUGGAUGACAUCAAGGGUUAUCUUGCCCCACUUAGCAUAUUGCACUCGGACACACUCCAUGUGGAUCCAGAAAACUUCAAACUUCUUGGAAACUGUUUGAUAAUUACGAUAGCUGCCAGUUUUGGCGAAGCAUUCACUCCCGAUGCCCAGGCCACCUUCCAGAAACUAAUGGCUGUGAUUUCUGCUGGCCUAUCCAGACAGUACCACUAAACCAUCCAAGUGCAGUGCAGUGGUUAAAGACGCAGCAUCAAAAUUGCAGUUAGGAUUCAAUGUUAAUGGAUUCGUAAUGCAGAAACCAACAUUCACUAUAUAAUGUCAGGAAAUCUCAACUGCCAACAGAUUGUAUGAUGUCAUAAUAAAAAUGAGCCUCAGUAUAAACAACUGUUUGUGUAUUAUGUGCCUGUUGGCAUUCAUGUUAUCAUUUUUAUUAAUGGUAAAGAAAUGCAAGAUAAGUUUAUACUGAAUUAAUUUAAAAUAAAACCUUCAUAAACAUA